Molecule: messenger RNA, 1575 nt
Organism: Myotis lucifugus (little brown bat)
Lineage: Eukaryota; Metazoa; Chordata; Mammalia; Chiroptera; Vespertilionidae
Product: leukocyte immunoglobulin-like receptor subfamily A member 6
Exons: 8
Coding region: 1-1575 (524 amino acids)
Biological process (GO): cytokine-mediated signaling pathway
Molecular function (GO): inhibitory MHC class I receptor activity
Source: RefSeq, a predicted model, not a curated record
AUGACGUCCAUCCUCUCUGCCCUUCUCUGCCUCGGGCUGAGUCUGGACCAGAGGACCCGUGUGCAGGCAGGGCCCUUCCACAAACCCACCCUCUGGGCUGAGCCAGGCCCUGUGAUCAACUGGGGGAGCUCCGUGACCAUCUGGUGUCAGGGGACCCCAGAGGCUGAGGAGUACCGUCUGUAUAAAGAGGGAAGCACAGCAUGGUGGUACCAACAGAAGACACUGGAUCCCGGGGACAGAGCCAAGUUCUCCAUCAGACACACGACAAAGCCUGAUGCAGGGAGAUAUCGCUGUUACUAUCGCAGUCCCAGUGGCCGGUCAGAGCCCAGUGACCCCCUGGUACUGGUGGUGACAGGAACCUAUAGCAAACCCAGCCUCUCAGCCCUGCCCAGCCCUGUGGUGACCUCAGGAGGGAAAGUGACCCUCCAGUGUGGCUCAAGUUGGGAUUUUGAGAGGUUCAUUCUGACUAAGGAAGGAGAUCACAGGCUCUCCUGGACCCUGGACUCAUGGCCACAGACAAGUGGACAGUUCCAGGCCAUGUUCCCUGUGGGCCCCGUGACCCCCACACAGAGGUGGAGGUUCAGAUGCUAUGGCUGUUACAGGAACAGAUCCAAUGUGUGGUCACUCCCCAGUGAUGCCCUGGAGCUCCUGGUUCCAGGUGAGUCUGGCAAGCCCUCCCUCCUGACCCAGCAGGGCCCCAUCGUGGCCUCUGGACAGAGCCUGACCCUCCAGUGUCGCUCUGAUGUCGGCUAUGACAGAUUUGCUCUGCACAAGGAGGGGGGAAAGGACCUCCCCCAGAGCCUUGUCCUGCAGCCCCAGGCCGGGCUCUCUCAGGCCCACUUUUCCCUGGACACUGUGAGCAGCUCUCACGGGGGCCGGUACAGAUGCUAUGGUGGAUACAACCUCUCCUCUGAGUGGUCGGCCCCCAGUGACCCCCUGGACAUCCUGGUGGCAGGACUCCUGUCUGACAGACCCUUCCUAUCGGUGCAGCCAGGCCCCGGGGUGGCCUCAGGAGAGAAUGUGACCCUGCUGUGUCAGUCCCAAACCUGGAUGGACACGUUCCUUCUGUCCAAGGAGGGAGCAGCCGAUCCCCCACUGCGUCUUACAUCAAAGUACCGAGCUCUGCAGUCCCAGGCAGAGUUCUCCAUGAGCCCUGUGACCUCAGCCCAUGGGGGCACCUACAGGUGCUACAGCUCACACAUCACCUCCCCCUUCCUGCUGUCAUACCCCAGUGAUCCCCUGGAGCUCCUGGUCUCAGGACCCUCUGGAGGCCCCAGCCCCCCACCCACAGGGCCCACCUCCACAGCUGCCUGUACACCCCAAGACUACACAGUGGGGAAUCUCCUCCGGAUGGGCGUGGCUGGAUUGGUCCUGGUGGUGCUCGUGGUGCUGCUAUUUCAGGCUCAAAACGACUACAAAAGGGCCCUGGGUGCAGCCAGAUGUGAACACAGGGGAACGGUGCAUCACUCAGAGUGGGAGAGCCUUGGAGCCCAUCUGAGGACCCCAGGAGGUGCUGAAAGAGAAUGUGGACUACAGUUGGGGGAACUCUCUGCUGAGAAUGUCCAGGAGGGAUGA